GACCGCUUUGGAGCCGCCGGGCGCUGGCACUGGCAGCGCUGCCGGCCGACAAGCGGGUGAGAGGCCGGCGGCCACACUCCUUGGGCAGAGCCUGGACUUCAGCCGCCACCCGCCGAUCCAAAGUCCGGCACCGGGCAGCGUCCCCUUGCCUUUUACUUUCUCCACGUCUCACUGCGGCUCUCUGCCCCAACCAGGGGGAGUCUGUCGGAGGUAAGGAAGCGGAGCCGAAGCCUGACGGAGAGGGCCGGCGGCUAGAGGAUUGGGGGAUGUCUUCUCCUGACAUCCCAUCCUUUCGAGUCCAGCGGGAGCGGCCGCCGCACGGACCGAGCCCUCUGUAACGGUCCCUGGGAGCCCGGAAGGAGAGGGAAAGAGAGAGAGACAUCUUCCAGGGGCGCAGAGGGGCUCAUAAUGGGCGUCCCUUCCCCUCCGCCAGCCUGACCCCCGCCAUGGUGCCGGCGUCCGCCCCGCUGAGCCUCUGAGCCCGGCCCCGCGGCACGAUGGCGGCGAGGCCGGCGGCCGGCCCGGACAUGGUGACCGAGACUCUGGUGGCCCUGCUGGAGAGCGGCGCGGAGCGGGUCCUGCUGAUCGACAGCCGGCCCUUCGUGGACUACAACACGGCCCACAUCCUGGAAGCCGUCAACAUCAACUGCUCCAAGCUCAUGAAGCGCCGGCUGCAGCAGGACAAAGUGCAGGUGACCGAACUCAUCCAGCACUCGGCCAAACACAAGGUCGAAGUCGAUCCGGAUCAGAAGGUGGUGGUGUACGACCACAGCUCCCAAGAUGUGGCCUCGCUCUCCGCAGACUGCUUUCUCACCGUGCUUCUGGGGAAACUGGAGAAGAGUUUCCGCUCGGUUCACCUCCUCGCCGGUGGCUUUGCCGAGUUUUCCCGCUGCUUUCCCGGCCUGUGUGAGGGGAAGUCCGCUCUGGUCCCCAGCUGCAUCUCCCAGCCCUGCCUGCCCGUCGCCAGCGCCGGUCCGACCCGCAUCCUGACACACCUGUUCCUCGGCUGUCAGCGUGACGUCCUCAACAAGGAGCUGAUGCAGCAGAACGGUAUCGGCUUCGUCCUCAACGCCAGCAACACGUGCCCGAAACCCGACUUUAUCCCCGAGUCCCACUUCCUGCGCGUGCCGGUGAACGACAGCUUCUGUGAGACCAUCCUGCCGUGGCUGGACCGGUCGGUGGAGUUUAUCGAAAAAGCCAAGGCCUGCAAUGGUUGUGUGCUCGUGCACUGCCUGGCGGGAAUCUCGCGCUCGGCCACCAUCGCCAUCGCCUACAUCAUGAAGAGAAUGGACGUGUCCCUGGACGAGGCGUACAGGUUCGUCAAGGAGAAGAGGCCGACCAUCUCCCCCAACUUCAACUUCCUCGGCCAGCUCCUGGACUACGAGAGGAAGAUCCAGAGCCAGGCCGGGGCCCUCGGGCCCAGGAGCAAACUGCAGCUCCGGCACCUGGAGCGGGCGAGCGAGGCGGGUUCCCGGGCGGGGGCCACCCCCGACCCCACGCCAGCCUCCGAGCCCGGCGGCGGGCCGGCCGGCGGCGGAGAGGACCGCGACGCCGACGCCGCUCUGCUCGAGGGCGUCAACGGGCUGCGCGUGGCCUCAGACAGACUGGAAGACAGCAACAAACUCAAGCGCUCGUUCUCCCUCGACAUCAAGUCGGUGUCCGGGACGUCCGGCUCCCGGCACGGCUCGUUCUCCUCCUCCUCCUCGUCCUCCUCCGAGGCCGUGGCUCCGUACAAGCCGCCCGGCGCCCUGGAGGGGAGCGGCAAGCUGGGCCAGUUCUCCCCGGUGCAGGAAGUGUCGGAGCAGACGCCGGAGAGCAGCCCGGACAAGGAGGAGGCCGGCCCCUCCGCCCGGCCGCCGGAGAGCCGGGACGUCCGGGGCCCGCCCUCCCCGCGGCCUGCGCCGACCCCCCUGCACCGGAGCGGCAGCGUGGAAGACAACUACCGCUCCGGUGGGACCCUGGGCUUCCACGGCAGCCGGCAGCCCCCGGCCAGUUCGGUGGCCGGACGGGGCCUCGAGAGCUGGGACCCCCAGGGCCCCCCGCCCGCCGCCUCCGGCUGGUAUUUCGCCCCCGAACCUUCCCGCUUCUGCUCGGCCUCGGCCCUGUACCGGGGCGGCUCGGCCUACAGCUGCGGCCAGCUGUCCGGGGGCGGCGGAGGCGGGGACCCGGCCCUGGCCGUGCGCCGGCGGCCCAAGCCCCGGGACCGGGCCGACUCGCGCCGGAGCUGGCACGAGGAGAGCUCCUUUGAGAAGCAGUUCAAGCGCCGCAGCUGCCAGAUGGAAUUUGGGGAGAGCAUCCUGGCGGACAGCCGGGCGCGGGAGGAGCUGGGGGCGGGGGGCGGCCAGGCCAGCUUCUCCGGCAGCAUGGAGAUCAUCGAGGUGUCCUGAGGGGGACCCACCUUGGCUGGGUGGCGGGGAGGAAGGGUGGGCGCCACGCUCCGCCCGCCGCCUUCCUCUUUCCUGGCUCGCCAGAAAAUUCCCUGUAAAUCUGAAAUAUAUAUGCGUGGGUGGGUGUGUGCGUGCGUGUACGGAUGUCCGGGUGAGUGUGUGUAUUGAUCGGAAGAGUGGGGCCUGAUCCCCAGUGGUUGGAAGUUGGGGGCUGAGUCGAGCAUCACUCUUUCCCCCCACCACCCCUGUGUCCAUUCGGCUGGGUGGGCCAAUUCCUCCUCCUCCUCCCCGGGUAGGUGGGCAGACAGGCCGGCGGGCAGGGGCUCCAGCCAAAUCUUGAGCACGUUGUCCCUUGGUGGGGGGCAGAAUGGGCCCCCCAGGGCAGGGCAUCCUGGGUGCACGUGGGGUGAAGAGAGAGUGGGGUGAAGGUGGUUUUGUGCCGGGCGCGGGGGUGCCCAAGUAGCCCGUUCCCGCCAAGGCCGGGCUCAGCCCCGGUGAGGAGGGAAGGAGGUUGGACGCCAGUCCCGGUGGAGGGUUUGGAUUCCAGCCUGUCAGACAAUUCGCAAGGGAGACCCUCCCCUCCCAGACAGGAUGCCCUCAAACCAUCACUUUUUGGCCCGUCCCUGUAGCACUGGCCACUGGUCCCAGUAGUGACCAUCACCCCCAGCCACCGGCUGCCCAGUCGGGGGCCCUAAGGCCCGCUGAGACGGUGAAACCGUUGAAUUCUCGGCCCCAUCCGUCGGUCGCUGCCCUUUGCGGCCGAUCCGGGCCGGCUUCCCACGAGGUCGCCCGGGGGCGUGGGCCGGUCCGGGUUCUCCGAUGAGGGAGGAGGAAGUGGAGGCGGGAGCGGGGCAGGCGAGUCACUUCAGUGGCCUGACUGCAGGAGCCAGGUAGGAAAGCAGGGCCGUCCUCAUCGUGGGACUCGCCACCCCCACCAACCACAGGGAAUUCGCUUCAGGUAAGAGCGCCUGCUCGGAGAGGGCCCGGGAGGCGACAGGGCUGUGGUGGAGUGGGAUGGGAUGGUGUGGUCUCUCCCUUUUGCCCACUCACCGAGACACGUGUGCACGGCCGGUUGUUCGAUCCGGACCAUGGGGAGGGAAAUGCCGGACACUGGCCGGGCAGGUGGGGCUUGCUAGGUUGGAAGCCAAGCCCCACCUCGGGCUGAGGUUGCCCCAGUUUCAAAAGAUAAAGGGAGCAGGCCCAGGAGGGAGGAAAGAAUACAGGCUCUCAGAGCGGGCAUCACUACAAGGUUCCCAGUGCCACAGCAGAAACCGGGGCAAGUUUUCCAGUGGCGACGGGCGCCUUCGGAAAAGUUUUAGCUGGAGUUCCCCUUGUCCUUACCCCGCAACUGAAUGGUUCGUCCGAGCCUCACCUUGAGUCAGAGGCCGGUCCUACUCCCGGGGUGGGUUAAUGAUUCCCAGCCCGGGGGGAUGGGGCUGGGAAUAGGGAUGAGGCCAGUACUCCAUCUUCUCCUAGGACACGGUAGCCAUGGUGGAGUGGUCCCUGGGCGUGCAGAUGGCGGCUGGGUCCAAAGCCGCCUGGAUGCGGGUAGCCCCGGGGCUUGCUGUGAAAUGAGCCGUGGUCCCCGGCCGCGGGCUGAACGGGCACGUGCUGGCCUUCCCCUUGUCCCUCUCUUUCACACAUACAAACACUCACACCGUUCUUGUCCACACAAAGCUAUUGGAUGGGGGGAGAGCCCCACCCGUCCACCCGCCUGUUGGCCUUUUUAGAAAAGAGGACGAGCGGUGUUUGGUAUGAAGAUGUUUGCCUGGUGGAAGACCAGCUCUUUCACGGUUCAAAAUUGUGUUUCUCAUUUCGACGUGUCGUGAGCGUUACAUGUAUGUUAAUAUGUUGAAAUAAAAUCAGAACUGGUACUGUUUCUAGAGAA
Molecule: messenger RNA, 4275 nt
Organism: Tachyglossus aculeatus (Australian echidna)
Lineage: Eukaryota; Metazoa; Chordata; Mammalia; Monotremata; Tachyglossidae
Gene: DUSP16
Product: dual specificity phosphatase 16
Exons: 7
Coding region: 498-2387 (629 amino acids)
Biological process (GO): protein dephosphorylation; negative regulation of MAPK cascade
Cellular component (GO): cytoplasm; nucleus
Molecular function (GO): protein tyrosine/threonine phosphatase activity; MAP kinase tyrosine/serine/threonine phosphatase activity
Source: RefSeq, a predicted model, not a curated record